UAUAAAAAUAUGUCACUCUUAUAGCAUAGAGAACUAUUUCCAAAUAUAUGUACGUACCUGUAUGUAUAUUCAGUAAGUCAAUUAAAGAGUAUCACGUAUUUAUAUGGUUCAGUGUAUUUUAUUGUAUACAUAUAAAUAAAUUUAUCAAUUAUGGAACCACCCACCGCGCCGGCCCGGGUUGUAAAGGUUUUGGGUCGAGUUGGGGCAAGGGGUCUAUUCACGGAGGUUCGUGUGGAGCUGUUAAAAUUUCCGCGCAUGCAAUUGCUCAAAGCAGUCAAAGGUCCCGUUCGUUUGGGCGAUAUUAUUGAUAUUAAAGACGAGUUACAGGAUGUUUGGCUUCCCAAAUAGUAAUCAAUCAAGUUUAGAGAUUAGUUUAAAAAAUUUAGAAAGUCAAUAAAAUUCAAAAUUUUACAAA
Messenger RNA from Drosophila mojavensis, 415 nucleotides. It is a transcript of the gene RpS28-like, whose product is annotated as 40S ribosomal protein S28. Gene Ontology annotation, biological process: maturation of SSU-rRNA; translation; ribosomal small subunit assembly. The transcript is spliced from 2 exons. Bases 151 to 348 code for a protein of 65 amino acids. Gene Ontology annotation, cellular component: ribosome; cytosolic small ribosomal subunit. The record is from RefSeq and is a predicted model, not a curated record. Lineage: Eukaryota; Metazoa; Arthropoda; Insecta; Diptera; Drosophilidae. Gene Ontology annotation, molecular function: structural constituent of ribosome.